UCUGACAAACGUUGAGCAGCAGUGAGGCUGCCUAAAGCCGUGAGGGUGCAGCAGUGCAACUCUGAGGUCACAGGGCUGCACAAGGUCCUUAUUUGACUGGUGUAGCCAACCGCACUUGCAGCCGCACGUACAAUCGGUCAACCAUACACGCACACAGUCAACAGCGCCUCGCCAAUCUCAAAUACAGACAGCCACGCAGCAAAUCGUAAAGUUGCACAAGGUCAAUCGGACAGCCAUACAGUCAACCAUACUGUUAAUUGUGUAACCACACACACCGGGUAAUUGUGUUUCUUGGUGAAGUUGCUGUUCUGUUAAACAAUUCGCCUCCCACCCAUAUCUUUACCUUCAUUACAUCAUCGACCACAUGGCCUUCUAGGAGUUUUUUUCAGCACCAUUGGGGUUUAAUGCAAGCACUUCGUGUGAUGGGAUGUGUUGGCUGUUGGGUCACGAGGCCUAUUGCAGUGAUUCUACGAGUUCUCGAAUCACUGCCUACUACUGCAUGUGUUAUGAAUGUUUCGUUGUGUUGUGCCUCUGAUGUACUGAACUCUUUACCAGCGGCAGCUGCAGGGUUCGCAACAUCUCCUCGACGACCCUAUUCCUAUCCACGACCCUUCCCAUGAGUCUUUGUGGAAUGGUAUCCUCUUGUCAAUUGUUUCGCAGACGAGGAGUCGUGUGGCAAAUGUAACUAAUUUGUGGGUUAUCUGCAAUUGUUUUAUGCGCUGUGAUUAAAGGAGUUAAAUGGGCAGCAUUGCUUAGAUCGAACUGCACAAGACAACACCUAAAGACAUACAAGGAGACGCAGAAAAAUAUGGCCAUCCAAUGCAGUUGCCACUGAAGCGCAAUUCCUAUUACGCAGAAUAUAUUUGUGGAUAAGUGGAGUUACGCAGUAAAUUCUGUUAACUGCAGUUAUCCGUCUUUUUAUUCCACAGAUAAGAGGAGUAAAAUUGUGGAUAAGAUCCAUUUGUUGUACUGCGAUGCACUCGAACGAGGCUACUUGGGGAGUGAGCCGCCAUGAGGGCCUGUAGUCCCUGUUGUGUUAUGUUCUACGUUGUACAAUAAAUAACUCUAAAAAAUGUGGCCGCUUUGCGUUGCUCCCGUGUUUUCAGUUGAGUCCCCACUUCAGACAGGAAUAUUCCAUUGUUUUGCACACCACUUCGUUUUUCUAUUUUCUUUGUUCCACAGAUUUUAACCAUGUCAUACCAGGUGGUAGUACACGCUGAUUAAACGUCGUUCUUGCGAGGUGCAUUGCUGUGUUUUCAAGCACAACUUCAGCUAUCCAAAUACUCCACCCUGCUCUCAAUUACCAUUUGAUAAUUUCAAUCCUUUAAUAGCUGUCCGAGGUAGAACACCCUGCUGUGUUUUCCAGUCGUCUUACUCCAGGUGAGGGAAUUUGUACGUGACUUUUACUUUGCACAUUUAUCCUUAGCUCGGCAUUGCAGCCUUUUCUGUUCGGUCCUACUUCCCAUAGUUUAUUCCCACUGGUUAUGACUUGGUAAUAAGCAAAUCUGAGAUUAAUAUUUUCUCUUAUAUUGAUGCCUUUGUUUUUCCAAAUUUAGGAAAGCAACUUAAAACGUCGGUGUGAACAACUUUGUCAAUGGCGUCUCCUCGUCUGCCUCCCCCCUUCAGAUGAAUCCGGUGCUUUGUUAAUUCUGCUUGUAUGGGUGACUACCAGGGGCAUGCCAGGUGCUGUAGGCAUAUGGCUGUGAUGACGUGGCCCCAGAGAUGGCAGCACGCAAUGGUCACCCCGGCUGCAGGCGAGGAUCUUCUCCAGGCACGUAGGUUUCCUUUCACAACCCAAAUGCUCAUUCAUGGAAUUGGCCAAAUGUCAAAUCGGCAGGCUUCUGAAAAAUCUUGUUAGGCUCGUGAGGUUUUGUGUACAAUGAUUGGCAUUGUUGUAUUACUGUAAAAUUUUUUAAAAUCUGAUAUUUUCUUUAAACAAUUGAAAUGAAGAAAUAUGCUCUACGUUUCCAUCAUGGGUACGAGAUGUGUGCCGUGCCCAUAUAUCGGUGUUGUUUUUAAGCCCCACAGUUGCUGGAAAAUCCUCAGUUUUCCCAGUGCCGUGUCUCUUUGGAAACGGUUUGGUUUUAUCAUCGGAUGUUAUUCCUGUCGCUACGACCUCACGCACCCUGCCUGGCGUCAGAUCAGUCUCCUCAACAACAGUAUCCUUGAGACAUCCUGCCCUCUCUCCUGGGAAAGUAGAAAGGCUUUCUUCACAUGUUUUGAUGCCUGCCGUGUGCAAGUGUGGACCCACCAUCACUAAUCCUGGUAGAAUUGCGUAAUUUUACCGGCCGCGUUUCUCUGCCUGUGACCAAAAUCACCUUGGAAGUUUGAUUUGUUUUAACACCGUUGCUGAGAAUAGGCCCGAAAGUCCAAAAUGUCAAGCGGCCAACAACAAUUGGCACUCGGUUUCUGUAAGAGAUUGGGGAAAAGAGACGAUGGGAGGGAAUUACAAAAUGAGCAGUGCAGGGAAGAAGCAGACAAGGGACCUGCGGUGUUGGUGAAUGGUGGGUGAGUUGUGACCUGAAGAUGUUGUGGUGGUUGAACACUGAAUGAGACCAAACAGACUGGUAGACCAAGUUCUCUCCAAGGGUGGAUGAACCAGAGUCAAGUCCAUGGGAACAGGAACCAUAGUAGCAAUGGACGAGUGAUCAGGAGGCACCUGACUGCCAAUGAAUGAGCCCUUGGAGUGAAUCGGUGAGUGCUGGAUCAUCACUCACUGCUUUAUUUGUAAUUACACGCGGUGCAGUGAUAAAGGAAUUGGUGCUCCACCCCAGAUAUGACAGCAGCAGGAUUCCAACUGCGGCUGGGAGAUGAUGCUUUGUGUGCUGGCGACGCUUUACAAAGCGAGGAGUUUACUGCCAGAGUGAAGCCAAUCGAGCUGUCCAACUCUCGAGGGUCGCUUGGCCAGCAGACAACGGCAGCAGAGCACUCUUCUUCACAAGUUGCCUUAAAACAAAGAUAACUGGAAGAGUGGAGACCCCGAUGUGAGGACAUGGUGGUUCCCAACCCAGAGCAGCUACAGGAGGCGCGACAUGAGGGUGAAACACUUGGUCUCUUCCAUGCUGCCAAAUGCCUCUCGCGAAGGCUGCUGGCCAAACAGCGGAGUGGCUUUGGUUCUUGACGUGUGGCCAGGCCAUAUGGCGAAUGGUGGUGGAUAACCUUGAGGUAUCCAUGGACACGGCAGCGAGUGGCCUGUUGGUCACUGGCGAGUGGCAUUGAAAGUCCCUCGGAGACCGCACUUCCCUUCCACGUCGCGUCGGCUCUCUUUGUAGGCAGUGCCAGCCUGGGGGGCAUUCAUAGCCCCCCCCCCCCCCCCCCGGUGUAUAAAUACCGGACAAAGUAAAACAUUCGCUUCGUGGCUUCGGAGAGACGCGAUGGCCAAACGGGACGGAAUGCAAUCGCGAAGCGGCCAGCUCUGCCUGUGGCUGCUUCUGUUCGUCGCUCAAGGCCGCGCUCUGCGCACGCUCAUCGAGCCCCGCGCGCCGCUGGUGCGCGUCGGGGAAGCCCUCGAGCUGCACUGCGUCUCCCCGUGGUGCGCCGCCGCGGCGCUGCCCGUGUGGCGCCGGCCCGGGGACCGUCCCUUCGCGCCCGUGGCCGGCCGCAGCCUCCGUGUCGCCGCUCAGGGGCAGGCGGACGCAGGCGACUACGAGUGCGAGGUGACGUGCGGCACGAAGAAGCGGUCGGGCCGGGCCCAGAUCGUCGUCUACGACGUUCCGGAGGAGUUGCUGAUUGAGCAGCGUCCCCCGGUGGCAGCACUGGGACGGUCAGUGCGGCUGACCUGCACGGUGCCCGUGGUGAUCCCGUGGAGCGUCAGCGUCGACUUCGUUUGGUACAGGAGCGACAGCGGCGGCGACUCGGCGAGAGCCGUGGGAAGGACCGACGCCAACGUGACCGUCGACGGGGAGAGUGGCCGCCAGGCGGCAGUCGGCUGGCUGGAGGUGGACGCCCCCGGUGCGGGGCCCGGGGCGGUCUACACCUGCGUCAUCGCCAUUAACAAGCAAGAGGUCCGGGUGCAGGCCAGCCUCCGCAUCCGUGUCGCCGCUGAACCCACGGAAGCCGUCCUCCCGCCUGUUGCAACAACGGCAACAACAACAGAAACAUCCGUGGAGAAGCAGACCGAGGUCCGCGCAGUGCACGCAACACCAGCAGACGACUCGAGUGCAAUCCCCCUCGUGACGGCAGAAGCAAUGUUCGCCUCCUCGGCGGAAAAUCCCACGACGGAGAGCGGCGCCUUCCCCGAGGUGGCCACCGGAGCCCCGGCGAAGAGCCUCUCCCCGGGGGCAGCCACGGAGCCCGGCGCGUCGUCCGGGUGGGGGCCCGCGGAGGGGAGUCGCGGCACAGAGGGGGGCCACACGGAGGGGGGCCACACGGAGGAGAGUCACGGCACAGAGGGGGGCCACGCAGAGGGGGGCCACACGGAGGAGAGUCACGGCACAGAGGGGGGCCACGCAGAGGGGGGCCACGCGGAGGGGGGCCACGCGGAGGGGGGCCACGCGGAGGGGGGCCAUGGCACGGAGGGGGGCCACGUGGAGGGGAGUCACGGCACAGAGGGGAGCCACACGGAGGGGAGCCACGCGGAGGGGGGCCACGUGGAGGGGGGCCACGCAGAGGGGGGCCAUGGCGCGGAGGGGGGCCAUGGCACGGAGGGGGGCCAUGGCGCAGAGGGGGGCCACGUGGAGGGGAGUCACGGCACAGAGGGGGGCCACGCGGAGGGGGGCCACGGCGCGAGGACGGCGGGCGAGCGCCGCGCGCUGAACGUGGUGACGGCGCGGGACAAGGAUGCGGGGGUCUACCACUGCGUGGCGACGGCUCCCGGGGCAGCACCUUCCUCCACACGCUUCUCCAUUACCGUCGCUAGAGGUGUACAAAGGGAGAGCUGCCACGAAGCCCUCGCCACAGUCGGAGGGACCGCCAUGGGAGCAGUGCUGGGGUUGGGUGCCGGGGCAUUCAUGGUGAAGAAGCUUCUGAGCAAGUCCUACACGCUGUGCCACUGAAUGCGCUACCCGUAGGCAUCUCAACGUCAGUAUGUCUCGCACCACUGCUGUCUCCAAUGUGGACAUGAAUUGAGUAGCAACUAGAAAUUUGAUGUGUCGGCUCUGAAUUGUGCCGCUGGCUUCAGAGCACGGAGCGUGAAUUCCGCUCGUCCCCUCGGAGAUCGCCCGCGACGGACAAGAGGUCACAGUGACGCCAGUCGCAUUUGGGCGAUUCUAAAGUUCCCCGUUUGUUGAGAAGGUGCCUACCUGCACCAAGCCCGUGGCCAGUUCGAUACCAAUCACAGGCUAAGAUGACCGAGCCAGUCUCAUUGCGCAAUGCACGUGAAAGACCUGGUAAUGAACAAAACUUCUUCCACUUGGGGCUGCUCGUGGAGUCUCUUUACAAGGAAAUGGAGCAGUGUGGAGGUGAAGCCGUUGUUUCAUUACUACCCCAAGAGUUGUUCAAGCAGCUCUUGGGUGAGUAAGAUUUUAAAGGAAGGGAAAGCUGAUGGAUGUUGCCUAUUUAUCUUGUGUUUUAUGCGGGGAUGGUGCUGUUGCAGUUUUCAUUCAGAGCUGAGGUCAGUCACGAAUAAAUACAUUCCUGCGGAGGGAGCUGGUAGGAACGUUGGGUUGCUCGGUCAAUGGCCAGGGUCAACGGCGGCGUGGUGUAUUCCGCAAACAUGGCCGACUGUGAGGGCGGGCACAAGCCGGCGUGAGUAGGUUAAACGUUGAGUUUUAUAAGGGCACCACGGGGUGACCAGCCCCUCCCCACCCAGCCCCACCCUCCCCACCCAGCCCCUCCCCACCCAGCCCCUCCCCACCCAGCCCCUCCGCACCCUCCCCUCCCCACUCAGCCCCACCUCACCCUCCCCUCCCAGCCCCUCCCUGCAAGACGGAUGGACACAAUAAUCCCGUGGGCUGGUGUAACCAGGAGGUUCCUCGCAGUACGAGGUUCUCUGAAUGCCACGACUAGCGAGGUUCUCACAAUGUUCGUGCAAUUGACCCAAGCAUCUGUGGAUCGCAUAAAGCACGACAGAUCCCGUCUCUGGGGAAACAGAGUUUGUGAACAAGUGGAUGGCAUAAAUGAAGAGUUGCACUGCAUUAAACUCUCAGAGUUAUG
Messenger RNA from Lethenteron reissneri (Far Eastern brook lamprey), 6093 nucleotides. RefSeq lists its product as uncharacterized. Lineage: Eukaryota; Metazoa; Chordata; Hyperoartia; Petromyzontiformes; Petromyzontidae. The record is from RefSeq and is a predicted model, not a curated record.